This is a messenger RNA of Aspergillus aculeatus ATCC 16872, 1319 nucleotides long. RefSeq lists its product as uncharacterized. The transcript is spliced from 2 exons. Bases 426 to 977 code for a protein of 183 amino acids. Lineage: Eukaryota; Fungi; Ascomycota; Eurotiomycetes; Eurotiales; Aspergillaceae. The record is from RefSeq and is a predicted model, not a curated record.
AUGAGUUCUUCAUGAAUUCACUUUCCCAACACCUCGCUUAAGGGUAGCCCAUUUUCACAAACAGGAUGACGAUAAUUCCAAAGCAGUAUCAAAUCGAGAACAGGCGAACAGCCUAUCCUACUCUCUCUUUUAGUUCAUCUCCAACACCCACGCCAGGCACCCAUCCAUACUGAGAUCCACUCCACUGUUCUUUUAGCCAUCUCUCAUGUUCUCUCUAUCAAGAAAUUCUUUCUCUUCAUCGAAACACACAUUCUCUAUCGAAACCCACACUCUCUCUAUCAAGAACACACUCUCUAUCAACACACACACUCUAUCAAAACACACACUCUCUCCAUCAAACUCACCCAUCUGUCUCUCUUUUUUCCAUCCAGAGAACUCACCAACCUUACCAAUCAUCCCAUCACCAAGCCCCCCCCCCGGCGAAAAUGACCAAACCCCACCCAACCCUCACCAAACAGCUCCAAACCACCCACGACGCCCUCCUCCGGAUCCUUUACACCCACACCGACGCGCAGGGCAUCUCGCACCGUCCCUACGGCCUCGACUGGAUUGACUUCGAGCGCCUGAUGUACCGACUGCUGCUCCUGCAGGGGCUGGCGCGGCCCGGCGACCGCAUCGCCCACGACCCGUGGUUGCUGUUCCUGGACCGGUAUGCGCCGCGCUCGGUGCGCCGCUCCCCGAGCGAGGCCGGCCGCGUGGAGGUCGCCUUCUUCCCGAGUUCGAUUCUGCAGUCGCCUUCCUCCGGCUCUCCUCCCCGCUUGGUUUCUGGGAGUGUUGAGCAGGGUCGUCGCAGCGUCAAUGGCUACAUCAACGGCGACGGCUAUACCGGCAGCAACGGCUACGCCCCCAUCAACGGUGACAGCGCUGGACCACGUCCUCGGGUGGACUCCAACGGCCACGUGCACUUCGAUCAUACGGCUGUGCAGCGGGAUCCGAGUCAGAGGCGGUCGCCUUCUAUCCCUAGGUACUUUCAAUGACUUUGCCCGUAAAAGGAUAGAUAUCAAUCAAAAAACUCUUAAUGUUCACGCACACUUUACCAUGUCAAUAUCUGUGUGUUCGUGAUUGAUAAAGCCAUCGUCUUCCAUUUCUUCUGGAAGAGAAAGAACAAGAUGCGUGAUGCAUCUGGUGCUAGAUAUAUGAGGAGGUGUUCUCUGGAGUUGGAGUCUGGGUUGGCUUUUGUUCUGGUUAUGUGUACCGAGUGCUCCUUGAUUUGUGGGGGGUUCUUUCUGCUGACGGAGGGUGGUUGUGUGCAGUGUACAGCAUGCGUUUUCUUUCUGGUAUUUGUUGCAGAUUGUUAUGAGAGAUGAUGACGGAAUGGC